AGGCAAGAAGGUGAAGCCGCUGCCUCCGCCCGUCAGUGCCUCGGAAGUGUCCCUGCCACUUCUGAGUAGCGGUAUGGAAGCCUGGGCCAAAAAGGUCAAGGAACAGCCCUGUCGUUGCUGGCCCUCCUGGCCCUUCGAUGAGGUUUCCUUCGAGACGUCGGUGACAUUGGACGGCAGAAGAAUUGCCUUCAUCUCCCUGGCCGCCAGCGCCCACGAAGCCUCGCAGCGGCUUCCCGCAGCGCUGCUGCAGACGCAGCAAGGGUGGCUGCAACUGCUGUGGGCGUCGGAAGUGUUGCCAUUGCCUGCGAUGUUCCUGUUGUUGAGCCCAAGACUCUCUGUCCUCCUCUCCGAUCCGCUGUACCUUCCCAGCGGCGCCGUCCCAACGAUCCUCCCCUGGGACCCUGCGGGCUUCGUGGGGGAGCUGCAGCCCAAACACCAGGAGGAUCUCUGGGAUCGAGAGGAUGUGACGCACGGACGAGUGGCGUUGAUGGCGGCCAACACCUUCUUCAUCGACUUCCUCUACGAGGUCGAUGAUUUGGAGUCCGCAGAGGAGUUACUAAGCCUGCCGCCACGGCCAAGGGGGCAGUUCCACAGUUUUCCUACGCAGAUCAAGGGCCGACGCUAUUUUCCGAUUCCACCCAUGAUGCGGAUCCGCCUUUGACAAGGGUCGAGAAACGAACGGAGAAAACGGUCCUGGUCGGUUUCACCAGUGGGAUGAACAUCCCAGCAUAC
Cladocopium goreaui is the source of this 732-nucleotide messenger RNA. The record is from the annotation of a GenBank genome assembly. NCBI's taxonomy places the organism in Eukaryota, Dinophyceae, Suessiales, Symbiodiniaceae.